AUGCUUCCAGUGAUGAUUGGGUCCCUUUUUCUGGGACAGGCCAAUUUCACGCUUCGCCAAUACCUUCAGGCGGCCGCAAUCAUCUCGGGAACAAGCAUCGUCUCUUUGGCAGAAGGACGAAGCAAGAAAUCUGGUGCAAGCACUCGUGCCGGCUUGCUUCUCAUCAUCGGCGCUUUAUUCUGCGACGGCGUGGUUGGAGGCGUCCAGAGAAGGUUGCAGGUGACGUGUCGAAAGGAAGAUAAGCAGGUUCGCCCUUAUGACCUUAUGUUCUGGACCAACCUCUACAUGGCAGUCACAUCUUGCCUGUUGGCUCUACGCUCCGAGCUUCGUGAGGGUGCCACCUUCUGCUUUGCGAAUCCAAGCUUCGCCCGUGAAGUUGUCAAAUUCUCUGCCUGUGGCGCCUUGGGCCAGGCCAGCAUCUUCUAUACCAUCGCAAACUUUGACAGUGUCGUCUGCGCUGCCGUCACUACGACGCGCAAGUUGCUGUCGGUGAUGAUUUCGGUGCUAGAAGGUGAUGGUCUUCCACCCAUGGGUUGGCUGGGGAUUGGUGUUUCAUCUAUGGGCAUCGCAGGUGAAGUGCUCUAG
This is a messenger RNA of Symbiodinium pilosum, 585 nucleotides long. The record is from the annotation of a GenBank genome assembly. NCBI's taxonomy places the organism in Eukaryota, Dinophyceae, Suessiales, Symbiodiniaceae.